AUGUCUCCCACCAAAGUAUACCUCAUCACGGGCGCUAACCGUGGCAUCGGACUUGGUCUGGUGAACGAACUCGUCACUAGGCAUAAAGACGUUUUCGUCUACGCCGGGGUCCGUGACCCCACCAAAGCCACUGCGCUGCAGGAAACUUCCACCAAAUUCCCGGGCAAGGUCGAAAUCGUAAAGCUCGUCUCAGCCGACGAGCAAACCAAUAAAGACGUCGCAAAGACAAUCCAAGAAAAGCACGGAUACGUCGAUGUCGUCAUCGCUAACGCUGCGGUCAGCCAGCCCAAUGGAGCCGUUGGCGUUAUACCUAUCGACGCGUUUCGCAAGCAUAUCGAGGUCAAUGCUACGGGCGCCGUCGUCCUUUUCCAAGCCGUCCUUCCUCUCCUCAAAGCGAGCAAGUCGACACCUAAAUUUGUUCCAAUUACCUCUGGUGGCGGGAGCUUGACUGCGUACAUCGAUCAGCAAUACGAGAUAGUAGCGUAUGGUGCUUCGAAAGCUGCUCUUAACUUCAUCACGCGGAGGAUCCACUUUGAAAACGACUGGCUUGUUGCGUUCCCUCUAUCUCCCGGAGUCGUGAGGACGGACAUGGCGUACCAUGCCAGCGAAUUGGACACGACCGGAGAGAUAGCCAAGCUUCUAGACCAAGCAUCCGUCUCCGUCGAGGACGCCUCGGCAAUGCUCGUCAACAUCAUCGACAAUGCGACACGCGAGAAGGAAGGAGGGGAAUUCGUGAAUGUUGAUGGAGGUAGGAUACCCUGGUGA
Messenger RNA from Cyclocybe aegerita, 765 nucleotides. The record is from the annotation of a GenBank genome assembly. NCBI's taxonomy places the organism in Eukaryota, Fungi, Basidiomycota, Agaricomycetes, Agaricales, Hemipholiotaceae.